AUGACUAGUAUUGAAUCGACAAUGUCUUCUUUCCGUACAUCGAACACGUUACUAAAACCUUACACAAUUUUGAGCAAAGAACCCGAUUGGAAUACUGUUGAAACAUAUGCAGUUCUUACUAUUGAAAUCAUUCCUCCCAUGACAAUGGACGAUCUUUUCCGACCUUUGUGUGUUGGUACAGGUAGUGGCCGAAUGAAAAUUGCACUUUGUCCUUUUGCAAAAGGUUCACUUCGAUUCGCCUUUUAUGGUCAAUUCGCAAGUGAUGAAUUUGAUUUGAUGGAUGUUGUCUUUAAAGAGUUCUGUAGUAGCGAUCUGAAACUCAACCAUUUGCAAGUCUAUCAAGAGCAUCUUGAAAUACAAGUUAUUGCACAGUUUCUAGCAGAUAGAUUCAAUAAUGAGCUGAGACGUAUCUUUCGAAGGCCUUUAAUAGUUGCAUACGCUGAUGCUGAUCUUGUUCAACAAAAAACGGAUGAAUUCAAGAUCUAUCAAGUGGAAGCACGCAUGCAUCAAACUUGGCACAAAUGGAAUAAUAAUAGUGGUGGAAUAUCCUUAAGUGAAUAUUCAACAAUAUUACAGGCGUUCUCUCAUUGGACAUAUCACAUCACUGCCGGUCGUCUCAUGGUGGUAGAUUUACAAGGUGUGAAAGGUAAAGGUGCCUAUUUGCUGACUGAUCCGGCAAUUCAUUUUGAUAAUAUAUUACGAUUUAAGAAUACGCGCACCAAUCUGGGUAUAAAAGGCAUGCAACAAUUUUUUCGCACACAUGUCUGCAGUGAAGUUUGUUCUAAACUUGAAUUAUCCGUUCCACAAACUCCGUUGGGUUCAGGGUCAUAUUCUAUUAAUGAGUCAUUGGAAUACUUUCAAGCCUUAGAAUCAAUCGAUGAACUUAAUGAGAAAACAGCUGAAUUCGAGCCAACCAUCUUAAAUGGAGAAGAUAAUUUGGAUUUGAAGACAUUAGAAUGUCCUUGA
This is a messenger RNA of Rotaria sp. Silwood2, 966 nucleotides long. The record is from the annotation of a GenBank genome assembly. Lineage: Eukaryota; Metazoa; Rotifera; Eurotatoria; Philodinida; Philodinidae.